AUGCACAUACACCUCACCCCCGAAAUUUUUGUCGAGCUCAUUAGUUCAAAGACUUGGACUCUCUCGCCAACUCCUCAGUCUACACCGCGACGAAACAAGAAGAAGAAACAGGCAGGGUUUUCAUCUGGGCCUGCCUCAGAGAAUACCGAGAGAAUGUCGGGGAGUACCGCCGCCGAUUCAAUAAUACCAGGCGGCGGUAAAAAUAAGCCUUCGGCUUUUUGGGGAGAGGGGGGAGAGGUAUACGGAGGCAGAGGCCGAGUUGAUGGGGCAACAGAAGCAUGCAGCGGGCAUGAGAAAAUCAAAAAGUGGUCUCCCUCUGGACCAUCCUCAACAAACUCCCAAUCUGGGGAUGAGUACAAUGAGAAUAUAAUAAUCUGCAUCU
Paraglomus brasilianum is the source of this 382-nucleotide messenger RNA. The record is from the annotation of a GenBank genome assembly. Lineage: Eukaryota; Fungi; Glomeromycota; Glomeromycetes; Paraglomerales; Paraglomeraceae.